Molecule: messenger RNA, 1491 nt
Organism: Hansenula anomala
Lineage: Eukaryota; Fungi; Ascomycota; Saccharomycetes; Phaffomycetales; Wickerhamomycetaceae
Product: allantoate permease family MFS transporter
Exons: 2
Coding region: 1-1491 (496 amino acids)
Biological process (GO): transmembrane transport
Cellular component (GO): membrane
Molecular function (GO): transmembrane transporter activity
Source: RefSeq, a predicted model, not a curated record
AUGUCAACUGAACCUUCAAACAAUGAUCACAUCAAUCAUCAUAAAACUUCAGUUGAUGCAGCAUUUGAUCUCUCUCUUCAAAGUCAAGGUAUUGAAAUAACCCCAGAGAUUAACAAGUCUCUACUAAGAAAAAUAGACUUAUUCAUCCAACCAAUUAUCUGGGCAGUCUACACCUUACAAUAUAUGGAUAAAGUGACAAACAAUUAUGCAGGUGUCAUGGGGAUUCAACGAGACUUGAAACUUCAUUCGAAUGAAUUUUCUUGGUUAGGUACAGGUUUUUAUUUAGCUUAUCUUAUUGCAGAAUUCCCAAUCUCUCAAGCGUUACAAAGAUUACCAUUCAUCAAAACAUUAAGCUCAUGCAUUGUCAUCUGGGGAAUCGUGUUAUGUGCCCAUGCAGGUGCUCAUAAUAGUGCACAAAUCAUCACUGCAAGAGUGUUUUUAGGUGUGUUUGAAGCAAGUGUCACUCCUGGAUUUGUUAUUUUGAGUUCUCAAUGGUAUAGAAAAGAGGAACAGUUUGCUAGAAUUGCUUACUGGUUUAGUUGUAAUGGGGCAGGGAAUUUGAUUGGUGGUGCUAUUGCGUAUGGGUUAGCUCAUCAUGCUAAAUCCCUUAGUAUUGAGCCUUGGAGAGUCUUAUUCAUUGUUACAGGAUUAAUGACAAUAUUGUUUGGUGUUAUUUUCUUCUUUUAUGUCCCUGAGAAUCCUUCAAAAGCUUGGUUCUUGACUGAUGAAGAGAAAUUGUAUCAAGUGCAGAGAAUCAGAAAAAACCAACAAGGGUAUGGAACUAGAAAGUUUAAAAAGUAUCAAGUGAUUGAAGCUUUUAAAGAUGUAAGGACUUGGAUCUAUAUUAUUUGGGGAUUGACAGCACAGAUCCCAAACGGAGGUCUUGGAUCAUUCGGAUCCAUUCUUUUGAAUCAAACUCUAGGUUAUUCUAAAGAAAAAUCGUUAUUGAUGGGUUUACCUCAAGGUGCCAUCCAAGUUGCUUCAGGUAUAAUUACUGGAUAUAUUGCAACUCGAACUGGGAAAAGAGUCAUUGUGGGUGUGGGAUGCUGUAUAAUUACACUUAUCGGCUCUUGCUUAUUAGCAUUUACUCAUCAUCCACAUUCCCAAUUAGCUGGGUAUUAUCUUUUCCCAUUUUAUGCAAUUGGGAUGGUUACUAUUUUAGCUUCAAUAACUUCUGAUGCCGCAGGACACACAAAGAAAUUGACAGUGAGUGCUACAUUUUUGGUCUCAUACUGUGUUGGUAAUGUCAUUGGACCUCAAACUUUUAGAGACAAGGAUGCUCCACAAUAUCAACCGGCAAGAGUCACCAUGGCUGCUUGUUUAGCUGUUUGUACAGUGGAUUUGUUCAUUUUGUUGGUCGUCAACACUUUUGUAAACAAUCAAAGGGAUAAGAAAUUUGCAGAGGAUCCAAAUUAUUAUACUGCUCCUGAAAACAGUGAGUUUUUGGACUUGACUGACUUUGAAAACAAGAAUUUUAGAUACUCUUAUUAG